AUGUCUUCCUCAUCAAGUGAUGAAGUUGAUGAAGCUUUAGAAGAAAUGGUCGACCAAGUAGUUGAUAAUUUCAUCGACUCAGUGAUAGAUGCUCACCCCAACAAGCAGAAAAGACGGGCUUAUAUCGAAAGACAUCGUGAACAAGGACACAAUCAGCUAUGGAACGAUUAUUUCCAAGAAAAUCCUACAUACCCACCGCAAAUGUUUAGGAGGCGUUUUCGAAUGAACAAGCCAUUGUUCCUCCACAUUGUCGAACGUGUAAGUAAUGAAGUUCCAUACUUUCAGCAAAGACGAAAUGCUUGCGGAAGGUAUGGGCUAUCUGCACUUCAAAAGUGUACGGCAGCUAUACGUAUGCUGGCAUAUGGUCAAUCAGGAGAUACAUAUGACGAGUAUCUCCGACUUGCUGACAGUACUUCACGUUUAUGUUUGGAAAAUUUCACUAAUGCAAUUAUAAAUUUGUUUGGAGAUGAGUAUCUCCGCAGCCCUACAGCUGAGGAUCUUCAACGAUUGCUCGAUGUUGGAGAGGUACGCGGUUUUCCAGGGAUGAUAGGCAGCAUCGAUUUGGAGAACGAACGACACGGAUACGCUCAAAUUGACACAUCUGAGUUCGAGUCAGGAGAGUCAAGUAGAAGUUCGAGGGUGACAAGGAGGGAUAGUAUUCAUGUCGAUAUGUUAGGCAUGCGCAGAGAAGUUCGAGAUCCAGCGAAACAUGCUCGUCUUAAAGCUGAUUUAAUGGAAAAUAUAUGGCAAAAGUUUGGUGAUGACGAUGAAUAA
Messenger RNA from Brassica rapa (field mustard), 774 nucleotides. RefSeq lists its product as uncharacterized. Lineage: Eukaryota; Viridiplantae; Streptophyta; Magnoliopsida; Brassicales; Brassicaceae. The record is from RefSeq and is a predicted model, not a curated record.